AAUCUUCGUCUUCUCUCAUCGACAAUAAUGUCAACAAAAUAUGAAAUUUCACCAGAAGCAGCCAGGUCUCAUACCAGGAAAUCCAAACCGGAUUCCUCAUCCGUUAUCUUGAAGAAAUUUCUACUAGUCAUCUUUGUGGGGUUCUUUGCAUGGGCUUAUCAAACAGCUCUUCCACCACCUCCAAAGACUGUAGGUUCUCCAGAUGGCCCUCCGAUUACAUCCCCAAGGAUUAAACUCCGUGAUGGAAGACAUUUGUCGUAUAUAGAAUCAGCCACAGCGUCCCCAGCUCUUGUUGAAGAACUAGGGGUAUACUUUGUUGCAAUAGACCGACCCGGUUAUGGAGAAAGUGACCCGGACCCUAAACGAACUGUGAAGAGCUUGGCAUUUGAUAUCGAGGAGCUCGCCGAUCAGUUGAACCUGGGACCAAAAUUCUAUGUAGCUGGAUACUCUAUGGGUGGUCAAGUCAUGUGGUCUUGUCUCAAGUACAUUCCUCACAGGCUUGCAGGAGCAGUUCUUAUUGCUCCAGGCAUUAAUUACUGGUGGCCUAACCUACCUUCAAAUUUAACCAACGAAGCAUUUUUCAGGACAACUUCCACAGGAUCAAUGGUCUCUGCGUUUGCAUCAAAGCUUUUUGCUGCCAUGGAUCCAGAUCAGCUACAAGCCUGGAAUACACAACCACGACAACAAGGCGAAUUCGAGUCACUCCAUCGUGACAUAAACAUUGGAUUUGGAAAAUGGGACUUUGAUCCAAUGGAUCUCAAAAACCCAUUUCCAAACAACGAUGGAUCGAUUCAUAUAUGGCAGGGUGAUGAGGAUCUAAUUGUGCCUGUGACACUGCAACGUUAUAUCGCCCAUCAACUUACAUGGGUGAAGUAUCAUGAGCUUACUGGCACCGGACACUUGUUACCUUUUGCAGAUGGAGUGAUUGAUUCUAUUCUCAUAGAACUUCUUACAAAAAAGAAUUAGUUUUAUUGUAGCUCUUUGUACUCUUCGUUGUUAAAUUUGGC
Messenger RNA from Lactuca virosa, 1007 nucleotides. The record is from the annotation of a GenBank genome assembly. Lineage: Eukaryota; Viridiplantae; Streptophyta; Magnoliopsida; Asterales; Asteraceae.